UGACCGAAACCUUGCUAUUAAUUCAAAAGAAACAUUUAACUUUUCACAAUGCCGUUCAUCGAAGGUUUGACCAUCAGCGGAUUUCCGGAGCAAGAUGACCUGACGCUCCGCUUCCAAGCUGGGCUCAACAUCUUAGACAGCCGGCACCCUGAAUCUAAUGUCAUCGUCGAUUCGCUCAGCUGGUUUCUCAACUGCCCGGAGACACUCGAUAUUCCACCGGAAACUAAUUUCACAGCGCAGUCCUACUUGGAGGUUCGCAUCCGGUCAGACCAACCCGAGCAUUCAUUCUGGGAAUUGCGUGGUAAGAAAAAGUGUCCAAACGAAAAUGUGAUACACCUCCGCCGAGUUCUGAGCAAGCCGCACACGGUGCUGGUAGAUGGAAAAAACUCGCAGGUGCCGUUCGAUGAGUUUCGCUUCGAGAUGGCACAAUUGGGAUUCUGUUUCGGGAUGAAUGGUUUUCCAACGCUAAAUGUUGUGCGACGAAUAUAUCUGGACCAACUAAUCAAACCUGCUAGCAUGCUUUGGAACAUUGUACACGCAGGAUUACGUGUGGAAGCAUUUGGUCGAAUGCAGGAUGAGGAACAGGACAUGAAAGAUUUCUACCGAAAACAGCUGAACAGCGCGCUGACGUUCGAUUAUCAGAGCAAGAUCGACGAGUUUAAGGAAAGGAUCGAAUCAAGCAAAAUGUUCUGCAGAUUACAAAAGACGUUGAAUAUGUACGCGGCUAGUGUUGUUCAGAGGGAAGUGAAUGCCUAUGCCAGGGUGUCGAAGCUUUAUGAGUCGCAGCUAGAGAAAUCGGUGGCUGCAAUGGAAACGUUAGAAGAGCAACGGCAGGUACUCGAGGAACGACUGGAUGAACAUGAAAACGCAGUUCCGGAGAUGCGUGAACUGGUAUUGGAGGAUUUAAAAGGCCAUUAUUCGGAGGUAGAUUAUCGUUUAGCAAAGCUGGAGCCGGAAGAACAUGUAUUGGAUUUGAUUGAAAAUGUGCAAGUUCGCAUUUUAGACAAAGCAGAGAUGUUAAAGAGCACUUUAAAAAAUAUGCUUGGUCCAGGGGGCAAAUGGAUCCAGAAAUAUAAAAAGGUUGCAAAGCUGGAAGCUGAGAUGGAAAUUGCCGAAAUUUGCUUGCAUGCUUCGAUUUUUCCUGUUGAUGUUCGUGGUGAGAUCUUAGAAAAAACCCACAAUUCGCUUGCCAUGCACUUGGAAACAUCAAAAAUAUCUACAAAAAGCAUUCAGAAUACAAUGGAAUCGGUCACCUUGGCUAUUCAGGAACGUAGGAAACUUCUGCAGAUUAUCGAAGGAGAUAGAGAAUAUGAUGUGGGUGAAACUACUGGUUAUGUUAACGAAUUGGUUGAAAUCUUCAGGAACCUAACCCAGGCAAAGCUGGCAUCCGUGACUCUCCAGAAGGACAUCCGUCAAAAAUCGUAUGCCCUGCUGCAGCAGGUAACAGCCAUCAAUCAUAUCUCGUCGGAAAUCAUUAUGGGAGUAGCAUCAAUUGAGAACUUCCUGCAAACUUCCAACGACAACGGUUUGAAACAAAAUUUUACAGGAUUCGUCUGGCAGCAUUUUAAAAUCAAUGUUCCGGCAGUUGCAAAUCUUGCGCUGCCGCACUUGACCGACCUUCUGACGCUGGCCAUCUUCCACAAACAGGACGUCAUGUUGGAGAUGCUCGCCCAUCUCCCGUUACAAAACACGUACAAUGUUCUGGCACUGGAUAAGUUUGUAGAACACGCGGAGCAGCUCACCCCUAAUGUCCCAUCAAACGUAUAUUCUUUGUCUAACUUGCUCGGCGAAAGUCCCCUGAAACCAAUUCUGACCCAUCUGAUGAGAACCUUCUACUACACAAAAGUACCGUACGAGAAGAUUUCCAAGUCAAUUGAUCCAGAGAUUGUUCUAAUAUGCGUUACUGAUAAGUUGGUCAUUGGAGGCGGCUUUCUAUCCGGUGGAUGGUCAUUGAAUGCGCAAAAUACGUUGGAAAAACUAUCAGAAGCCGUAUCGCUGCAAGUCGACAUUCUCAAACUCGAGCUUGAACUCCGGGAGCAUACCGAAACCAUCCCAAAUCUGGAACGACUCAAGGAUGACACAUGGAACAAACUCGAACAGUUCCAUGAAGACACAUUCGAUCGCUUCCACAGGUUGUUGCAAGCUUUUCCCACGCUUUCGGACCUUCCCUUUUUGCUGGAACAGCUGGUUCAUCAACAAACGUCCCUCACCCGGCAGCAAGUUCGACUCGACCUGCUCGGCGAGUUCUCAAAGCAUCUGAAAACCGAUCAGUUCCAAGACCAGACUUUCUACGAGCAACGUAUCCAUGAUGGCAACAACGCACUGGAACAGGGCAAACGAGAGUGGCAUUCCGACCGGAAGACGUUGGACAAAACGCUUGUACAGUUGAAGGACGAUGUGCGAAUCCUGGAGGAGCUUCUGGUCAAUGCAGAAACACUUCGUACGUUCAGCCUUCCGCUGAAACUCCACCAGUCACUUGUGGUCCAUCUGAGCGAAUUCAAAGAUGAAUUGGAACACACGUUGCAACACCUCAGCCAAGAGCAUGCCGGGCAACAAAGUGCCUUUGACGUCAUGGACCAACUCGACCUCAUCCAUCGGGAAACGAUCGAAGCAGAACGGGUAAUGAUGUUGCACAGUUUCCUACUCCGUGAAAUGUCUACAUUCUACCAAGAACUUCGGCGUCAAUAUCCAGCAAAAGCCAGCAAACUUCAAAAGAAAACUAAAGCAGAUCUUCAGUAUGUGUACGAGGCACGACGGAAGCUCAACUGCACGCAACCAGCGUACAACCUGGCACAAAUUGAGCGGUUCAAGUUCAAGCUUGAAAUGUGUCGCAACCAUCUCCAGAUGCUAACGGCCUAUCGGACGCCACUUGUGUGCAACAUGACCCUGCCCUGUAUCAACAAACUGGCCGCGAUCAAGCUCCGUCUGAUUACGCAAAUGAUGGCCAAUAUACCCUCAUACCUGAACAAAUCCGGUAGUCUCCGGUUGAACUUUCAAUACGAUCGGACCAAAUGUUCGGAUGAAGACUCCAAAAAGAGUGCUUUCAAUAUUGAGCACAUAAUCGGACUCACGGUGGAAUUCGUCGACGAAGAACAGAACCUGAUCCGUUACCUGAACGGCGAUUCGGCAACGUUGGCCCACUUGAUAUUUUUUGCAUGUUUUCUGUCCGUCGAAGGAUGCAAACUUCUGCUACUACAGGACUGUUUCUCGGGUCUUUCCGAAGAGGAACAUCAGGAUGCGUAUACGCUGCUACUGGCAAUUUCACAGAACAUGCAAAUUUUUCUUACUGUCGGACUAGAUGAGUGA
This is a messenger RNA of Ochlerotatus camptorhynchus, 3306 nucleotides long. RefSeq lists its product as uncharacterized. The coding region runs from base 49 to 3306 and encodes 1085 amino acids. The transcript is spliced from 6 exons. NCBI's taxonomy places the organism in Eukaryota, Metazoa, Arthropoda, Insecta, Diptera, Culicidae. The record is from RefSeq and is a predicted model, not a curated record.